AUGGCGGCUCGUGUCCUUUUCCUCUGUGUCAGACGCUUGUCCUUCACACCGCUGCCCUGGGCUCCUACGCUGGCCGCGAUCCGGCCGCUCAGUACUGUCCUGUGCCCCGCAGGAAUGCGGACGAGGCCUGUGGCUCCGCAGCCGGUCUCAGUACUUGCUCAGGUUCCAGGUAAAGUUACACACUUGUGCCGCCAAUAUAGUGAAGCGCCCCCUUUGACGUUAGAGGGAAUUAAGGACCGUGUUCUUUACGUGUUGAAACUCUAUGAUAAGAUUGAUCCAGAAAAGCUCUCAGUCAAUUCCCAUUUUAUGAAAGACCUGGGCUUAGACAGUUUGGACCAAGUGGAGAUUAUCAUGGCCAUGGAGGACGAAUUUGGGUUUCAAAUUCAUGAUAUAGAUGCAGAAAAGUUAAUGUGUCCACAAGAAAUUGUAGAUUACACUGCAGAUAAGAAGGACGUAUAUGAAUAAAAUAUCAGACCAACUUUCUUCACUGAAAGAAGACUCAGAUGAUACUGACAAGUGUCUGAAGUGAGAAUGCAUUUUGCCAUCAUUGCUGACUUUGACAGAAUAAUUCUGUUGGAUUUCUAUUUAAAGUGUCUACGUGUUUUGCC
This is a messenger RNA of Choloepus didactylus (southern two-toed sloth), 608 nucleotides long. RefSeq names its product acyl carrier protein, mitochondrial-like. Gene Ontology annotation, biological process: fatty acid biosynthetic process. Gene Ontology annotation, cellular component: mitochondrion. Gene Ontology annotation, molecular function: acyl binding; acyl carrier activity. The coding region runs from base 1 to 465 and encodes 154 amino acids. The transcript has a single exon. The record is from RefSeq and is a predicted model, not a curated record. NCBI's taxonomy places the organism in Eukaryota, Metazoa, Chordata, Mammalia, Pilosa, Megalonychidae.